AUGCUAAUAGUUUCUAGGCGUAAAGUUCUAGAGGGUGCAAAUUUGGAUGAGAAGAUCAGUGAGCUAUUACAAUAUUACAGUCCGGUGAAUCUAACCCCAAGUUCCCAGGUCAAUAAAAUAAAGGCAAUAAAACGAAGCAGAUGGAUUCUGUCUCGCACCAGCAGGGUCGGCUUGCAGAAUGCCAAUUUUCACGAGCUAGUCCGCUGCUCUCUUACUCUAGUGUACUACUUCGGGAUGAGAUUGAAAAUAGGAAGGCCGGGCUACCACUAUUGGAACUGGCGUGGUCGAUGCCAUUUCAAACGGGCGGAAGAGAUCUUCCACCAGGCCAUGGAGAAUCUGUUACCCGAGCGGAUCGAAGAGACAAUUAGGGUUACGCUCGGCUUCAUAUCUGAGGCCUCUCUUUGGCCUUACGAAAGUUUUGUCCAGCAGAUAUUCGAGAUCCUCCUGUACUACGGCCAAGGAAAAUCGGCCGUCUUCCAUCUAAUGCUGUCAGAUAUCCACUGCGUUCUAUUCACCGACGUGGUCUCCGCGAGGCAUCGUACCAGAGUGUUGUAUGAAUUGCUAAGGAGCGAAAAUUGGAUAAUGGACAAAAAUGAACUGCUGUCUCUCAUCAUACGCUUUUUGAAUUUCUUCGCGUACAGCAUAUCGAAAGGAGAAAGUGAAUUCUCCUUGUACAAGCACUUGAGGAAGGGAUUCGAGGUGUGUUUGCGGCGUAUUUUCGAGAGGGCUGAAAACCAUCACAAGCUGACUAUCAUCGCGACGAUGAUGAACUGGUUCUACGUCGUGAACUUGACCGACGAUGAUAUGUUUGAGUUCUCUUCUCUAUUGGAUUAUGCUGCGCGUAUGUACCAAGUGAAAGUGUAUAGUGAGAGCUUCUGUGAGGGACUAUUCGAUCAUGUGUUAAAGAAUUUGGUCGGAUCACCGAACGCCUUGUAUAGUUUAGUGGGCAGCCGCCUUCUUGUCAGAUUCCUCGACCGGCAAACAAACGCUCAAUAUCUAGCUGUUCCAGCGAUAUACUAUGACUUUUCUCAGGUCGAGCUGAAGGUCGGCGUGUACGACAGCGGCGACAAGGCUUUCAUACGUGAAUAUCGCGAAAAGUUCCACAGUUACUUCCUCGAGGCGGUUAAGCGUCACUGCUACAGCGCUGUGAAUCUGAAGGCCGUCUUUGCCGCCAUCGGCUGCAUCGUGCUCGAGGUCCCGUGCGGCCUCACUGCCGCCGUCGCCGCCUGCAUGGCGAUGGUCGUCCAGGACUACGCCAUCAACGCGGAGCACGUGCCGGCCAGGUGCAGAUACUGGAUGCACGCGAUAGUCGUGUCGGUGAUGUCGCUGGUGUGCUGGGUGCACCGCGCCCCCGACCUCUAUAGAUACGUGAACCGCAUCGUGUCGACACGGGCGAAGGAGGCGCCCCAGCUCAACCCGCCUCUGACGAAGAUCUACAGCGUCGAGAAGCGGAUUGUGUGGAACAAGCCGACGCUGUUCUUCGAGGAUUGGGAGCUGCGAUACGGGCUCUGGAAACACUUUCAAGGGACACCGUUGUUUGUAUGUGUCGCUGUCUUCUUGGGAUUAUUGGUCGCGAACGUUGAGGGACGCACCAAGAAGGUCGUUAUACACGUUCCGUACAAAGUGAAGAAACUGAAGCACACGCACACCAUAUACAAGACGGUGCACCACCAUCACACUCACCACGACCACGUCGACCACGACCCGACGGCGGAGGAGCACGAGCACUUCCACCACUUCCACGUCCACGACGACUCGCCGAUAGGCCAGCAUAGCCAGCCGGUAGGGGGCAUCGGUAUACCGGAUUUCCUGCCGGACACACCGUUGGAGGUCGACGACCUGCCCAAACUACGCCACAACGAACUCUCCAGAAACCCGCCCCGGCUAGUAAUACCGCCUUACAAACGCCAUUACAACGUCGGUCCAAAG
This is a messenger RNA of Iphiclides podalirius (scarce swallowtail), 1929 nucleotides long. NCBI's taxonomy places the organism in Eukaryota, Metazoa, Arthropoda, Insecta, Lepidoptera, Papilionidae. The record is from the annotation of a GenBank genome assembly.